AUGGCUGAUACGGCCAAUCAAAAAGAGGCUCAACUGAAGUGGGCCCGUUUGCGCUCGAAGUGGCAGCAGGCAUGCAAGCUGCCUGGCCAUGGGACUUGGCUGGAUGUGAAGCUCGCACCUUGGGGUGUUGGGUGCAAAGCUUGCAAAGCAGCUGGACUCACAGGCAGCCUUGCCCAGUACGGGGUGAGGACGACAGCUGGCCUCCAGAUGCAGAACUUCUUGAAGCAUCAGAAGAGCGCAAGCCACAAGGAGGCAGUGUCACAGUUUGUGGGCGGUUCCAGCUCCACUGCAGUUGGAGCUCCCCCACCUCAGAGCUUUCAAGCACUUAUAGACGAGAUUUCGGCUGGAAGGCCUCCUGGCUGCAGAAAGAACAGGCAAAUGACUUUUUGCUUGGCUGAAGCCGCAAAAGCUCUAGACCAGGACUUCGUGGCCAAGGCUUCAAAGGUGUGUCUUUUCAGAGACGAGCGAAAAGGACGGUUGCUGCUCAGAUUCCGGGCUGUUGACAAAAACCUGCUUGUCCGAAGUGGCACCAUGGGGUUGGCUAUCCAGCCAGGCACAGGGGCGAGGAACAUUACUGAAGCGACUCGAAAGAUCAUGAAACGAUUUUGCACACGCUUCGCAGGCUGCCCCAACUCAUCACGCAAAGACAAGAAGGCAAAACCUUUCCUGAAAGUGAAACUCUUCAAGCACCUUACAGAGUCUGUUACUUGCAUCGCAGUUGACGCCGCCGCAGAUGAAGUUCUGAGCUCUGAGCUCAUGCGUGCUUCGGCGUGGAACGGCAGCCAACAGAAGCUGACUCCCAAUCUUCGCUUCGUGGUUCGUGACAAGGCACACGCCAGUCGCCGAAUUACGUCUCGUCCUUGGAGUGCGGAUGAUGUGCUUAAAGAUGUUAUGCAGUUCAUGUGCGGCGGCCGGCAUUCUAUUGCUAAGUUGCUUCAAUUUAGCGAAGAAAUCAAGCGUAUAUUCGUGGAAUUUACAACGAGCACCGACACGGUGCUAAAGCGGGCAGUCUCCGAUUUUCGUGCUGCUGCACAUCGCUUCGAAUCACACGCUAAACCACUUGGCCGCACAUGCCUCUACAUUCAUGCUUGUAUCAGAACAGCUCUGCGCCUUACCAAGACUCGCAGCGACGCAAGUGGGCAAAAGGCAAAGGCAUGGCUCUUGUGGCUGUCGGAAGAACGGGCUCUUCUGGCAGCGAUGUUGGCUGAUGCGGCCGACUCGUCCAUUCGGCUGACUCGGCUGAUGGACACUGAGAGCGUUGAUCCGGCCAUGCUGUGCCGCGAGGUGUCUUUGUAUAUGUCUUCUGUGAAGGGACUGUUCCUGCAUGGUGCUUGCUUUACGGAAUUUGGCUUUACAUCGACGAUGUUGGAGACACUGAAAACACCCAUCGUUUUUCAGUUGGGUUCUGAAACGAAAAGCUUUGGUGACAGCAGCGGUGUGCCCGAGGAGAUCAAAAAGCGGUGCCUGGCCAGGAUGCAAGCAUGGCUUAAACUUGCUGAAGCGGCGGUAGCUGCGGAAUUUCCUUCCUUCGAGAUUGCUCAGGCUUUCGACGUGUUCGACCUCAGCGGUGGCUCUCACAACGCCGACGAGAAGCUCCAGCGGGUCGCCAAAGCCUGCAACCUGGACGAGCAGGCGCUGAAAGCACAGUGGCGGGAUGUUUAUCCACGCGCCGAGAGGCUUCUGAAACAGAGCACGGACAUGAAUGCCAAGAACAAAGAUGCAUGGGCCUUGGCUUUGGACCGUUUAUGCCAACAUCACUAUACGAAAGGCCAACACCCGGUCGAAAUCCUCAGAGAAGCAUUGAUCCAGUACUUUUCUUUUGGGGCCAGCAGUUCCGGUGUUGAACAAAGCUUUUCAAAGUCCCAAUGGGGCUUUGGCACACGCAGAAAUUCUGCUCUUCAUUCCACUGAGGAAUUUUCAGUCAAGGCUUUACUUGACCUUCCGGCUGUUGCGGCCUCGCAAAAAGACCGGCUGAUUCGGCUGGCUCGGCUGACCUGGGUGAGCUGCUUCGGCCAGUCAAGGUCAUCAACGGCUGAAAGGGUAGACAAAGGCAGCAAAAGAAAAACCGAAGACGACGAAGAAGCUAAGCCUGCAACGGAGGCUGCUUUUUUGCGCAAGCGCCGACGUGGUGAGGCGCUGGCUGCUGGGCGCAUGGAAGGCAACUCUGAGGUUGCUCUUGACCUGCACGAGCAAGUUUGGACACAAAAGCACCAGAAGGAACUGGAAUUUCAACAGAGGAAGAGGAAGAUGCGAAAGCUUCAAGCCUUCUCCGAGAAUUCUUUGCUGCAACGCGAAAUAGAGGAUGGUAUGCAGCAAGAAUCCGAAGCAUGUCACAAAAACAUGAUACAAAGGGAAACCGCACGUCGAACCAAAGAAAGAAAGAUGCUUCGGGCAGAAAAAGGCUGCUCGCGAGCCGACUUAAAGGCUGCCUGGGCAGGAAAGAAAGUUUAUCUGGCUGUUCCGGCCAAUAUGCACUUAGUGCAGGGAAUAUCAGACAUGGGCCUUGCGGUCACGAACCAAGCGUCCGCAGCGACAGUUAUUGUUUGUUCCAAGCCCGGACAUAUGCAAGACCCGCGGCUUCGAUUGCUUGCUGGGCUGCAAGGUUCCUAUGAAGUCGCUCCUUCAUUUUUUCUGACUGGUCAGGGCGCGGUACUGAAGAGGCGGGCGGCUGCUGCGAUCAAGCGAGUGCUCAUUGUGUCCAAGGCAUGCGCCAAAAAAUGUCCUAAGUUCUGGAGAUUCCUGCGAAGCUGCCUGCCGGAAAAUCACAAGUGGACAAUGGCCAAAACGGCUUUGUCCGCCAUUCGAGCAGCACACGGACGCUUCCCGAAGAAAAACGUCUGGGUUGUCGUCCUUCCCGGCCAGCGAAAUCACCAGGACAUUCAAGGGCUCCCGAAUGUGUUCACGAUGCGGUCGUUGCCAAAGCGCAUCUGCAACAGCUUUGACCCCGGCCUCUCCAGAAGUGGCUCUGCGCUGACGUGA
Messenger RNA from Symbiodinium sp. CCMP2592, 2979 nucleotides. The record is from the annotation of a GenBank genome assembly. NCBI's taxonomy places the organism in Eukaryota, Dinophyceae, Suessiales, Symbiodiniaceae.